Messenger RNA from Darwinula stevensoni, 1762 nucleotides. The record is from the annotation of a GenBank genome assembly. Lineage: Eukaryota; Metazoa; Arthropoda; Ostracoda; Podocopida; Darwinulidae.
AUGUACGUGCGCCUGAAGCCGCACGUUGUGAAAAAGCAACGAGAGGGCAAUUUCCCCAAAGACGGACCCCUUGAUACUUUGUUCAAUUCCCCUAGGGAGGAAACAAUGCCAGAUGAACCUUUGGAGUUCCAGGACAUUCUCCCUGAUCCGAGGACAUAUGACAAGAUGCAUCCACCCAAGUAUGGAGGGAACGCAACCGUGGUUCUCUUCCACGUCACCGUCAUGAGCCUGGACUCCAUCGACGAGAGUUCCAUGACAUAUGCAGCAGACGUGUUUUUUUCCCAAACGUGGGGAGACUAUCGGCUACGAUUACCAGAUAACAUGACCAGCACUUACCGGCUUCUCCCCGUCGCUUGGCUCAAGGACAUUUGGAGACCGGACUCCUUCUUCAAGAACGCCAAGCAGGUCACCUUCCAGGAAAUGACCAUCCCCAAUCAUUACAUCUGGCUCUACGGGGACAAGAGUAUACUUUACAUGGUCAAGCUGACCCUGGUGUUGUCCUGUGCAAUGAACUUCAAGAGCUAUCCUCACGACGUCCAGACCUGUGCCAUCAAGAUCGAAAGCAUCUCGUACACGACGGACGACCUGGUGUUUCAAUGGGACCCGGCGGUGCCGUUGGUAGUGGACACUACCAUUCAAUUGCCGCAGCUGGAGUUGAUCAAAACGGAGAUAGGGGAUUGCACCACGGAAUAUUCCACGGGGAACUUCACCUGUCUUCAAGUGGUGUUUACCCUCAAGAGGAGACUGGGUUACUACCUAUUCCACACUUACGUGCCGACGUGUUUGAUCGUGAUCAUGUCCUGGAUCUCGUUCUGGAUCAAACCAGAGGCCGUACCUGCCAGGGUUACCCUGGGUGUCACCUCUCUUCUCACCCUUUCCACCCAGCACGCCAACUCGCAGAAAUCCCUCCCUCCCGUCUCCUAUAUCAAGGCGAUGGACGUAUUUAUGUCAAGCUGCACGGUGUUCGUGUUCAUGUCCCUGAUGGAAUACGCCUUGGUGAAUAUUUUGAUGGGAGAUCUACUGGUGGAUGCUGACGAAUCCGCGAUUGCCAAGGGAGUCCAAACGGUGGUCACCGUCAGCAAAAAACUCUCCGCCAAGACGCUGGGCGCCAAUAACUCUCCCGAACCGACUCGGGAACCAGGGGAGCGCUUGAGACGAACCACCUCAACGCACAGAAAUCCGGCGUUCGACUCAACUUUCCCGCCCUGGCGAUCCUUGGACACCAUGAACUGCGACGGCUUCAUGCAACUGCAGAAUCGGACUAACGCUCGCAGCGAACCGCACGCGAACGCUCCUCCUCCCCCACCCGUGUCUCCAGUCACCACGCCGGAGGACGAGGGGGAAGAGGGCGACGAUUCGCGAACUGGUUCGCAGCGAAGGGACCUUGCCAUCACGGUAGACCGCUGUUCCCGUGUUAUCUUCCCAUCCAGUUUUGCUAUCUUUAAUAUUCUCUAUUGGAAUUACUAUGUGGGCUGGCCCUUUCCUCUUUUGAACCGUGACAUAGUGUACUACGACCAGUGAAUCUCCCGCUUUCCCCAUGAUGACAUUCUUCACCCCUACGAUUAUUAUUAUUUUUUAAAAUCUCGAUACAGGGUCUGUUUUGAACACAUUGCAGUUCAGACCGGCAGAAACUGCGUUUUUUAAUUUUUAAAUCGAUUGACUUGGCUUUCAAUCCAUCCUUCAGUCGAUUUAUUUCCGCGUUGUCUUCCCAUCGAGAACCUUCUAUUUACUUGAGUCAAAAUUAUUUCAAUAAAAAUUUGAG